Molecule: messenger RNA, 3433 nt
Organism: Liolophura sinensis
Lineage: Eukaryota; Metazoa; Mollusca; Polyplacophora; Chitonida; Chitonidae
Exons: 6
Coding region: 1-627 (208 amino acids)
Biological process (GO): vesicle-mediated transport
Cellular component (GO): membrane
Source: RefSeq, a predicted model, not a curated record
AUGGCGAACUUGAAGUCAAGUCUGGAUAGCUAUCUCGCCCGAUCUUCGGAUAGUUUGCAGUCAUCAAGCACAACUUCAUCAACAAAGCACUGGUUCAGCUUCAGUCGACCCGAGAGAGAAGAACAGAUUCCUUUAGAAGGCGAAAAUGGAUGGUUUUCCCAAGCUCAGGAGGACCCUUGUCUUCCAAGUCUGACCAAAAAACAAAGAAUAGUUGGCUUUGUUCUGUCUUUACUUGUGGGUAGUUUCUGCUUUUCCCUGGCAGGAUUAUACAUUCCCAUACUGAUGUUCAAAGCUCGGAAGUUUGCCUGCCUUUACACACUUGGCAGUGUGUUUUUCAUCAUGAGUUUCUCUUUCCUCUGGGGCCCCACAAAUCAUGUAAAACAUCUUAUCUCUGCUAAAAAUAUGCCUUUCACCGUUAUAUACUUUGGAACAUUAUUUGGAACGCUAUAUUUCUCUCUUUGGUGGAAGAGCACUGGUCUGACAAUCAUUUUUGCUGUUCUGCAGAUAGGAGCUUUAGUUUUAUAUAUUACAAGCUACAUUCCUGGUGGGCAGACGGGAAUAAAGUUUUUCUCCAGAAUAUUUUAUGCUACAGCUUCAAAGACUAUUUCCAAAACAUUACCAGUUUAGCAGUAAAUUUAUAUUACUAUAGCUUUUUUUUUGUGUGAUAACAUUGUAAUAUAUAUGUAUAUAUCUGCAUGUGUUCGUAUUAUGUGUGUUGUGUGACUGAGAAUAUUUAUUAUCUACGCAUCUUUUAUUGCUAUAUAUCAGGUGCGGAUCUACGUGGGGAGGGGGCUGGGGUCAGAGGGGUCCAGACCCCCCAAAAGAGUGGCAAAGAAACAAUACGCAUUAAAGGUUGUACUUUUCGCAGGGUUUUCACAGUGAACGAGUUUCAUGUCAUGCGUGACUUUGAAGGUGGUAUAGCAUUAAGCUGUAGUACAUGUAUUUUUGUCUGCAUGAAAUAGCCUAUCUAUCAGUGUAGCCUGCGUCUUGAACAUAAUGCAGAAAAUCUGAAAAUCUCUAGAAGCUUUGAUAUCUGCAGAAAGCAUGAUUUAUUGUCACCGUUUUAUGUUGCGGUAUACAGCCUUAUCUGAGUGUGAGUUUUAAUUGGUUAGAUAAAAAUGAUCAUUCCUUAUUCAAACAGAUGAAGUGCUUAUAUGAUUGAUUCUUAUUCAUCUAUAAAUGUGUCUGGCUAAAUACAUAACUUUGGCUUCUAUAGACCUACAGGUUGUUUUUCUUUUCAUAAAUAACAUGAAAUCAGAAAGUAUUAAAAAUUAUUUUAUGAAUUUUGAAAUUCUUUAUUAUCUUUUGAUCAGAAAAGGCAGAAAACUCGAGCAUACAACAGUCUGUAUUGUGGAGCUUCCAGGGCCUAUGCCGCCCUUGGAGCGUCACUUUAUGUGUUCGGAUAGGCUGUUAAACUACUACCCACCCAUCCCCAACCCGGUCCUCCACUAUUAAUCUUUUGUGGCUUGUACUCUUUAAAUGGAUACAGAAUCUGCACUGAUUGGCUGACAGUUGAGGUAGGGUUCCCUGGGUUAAAUCUUGCAGCCUUGAUCAUGGUUGAAUAAAUGUACCAUACCUAAAAUUCAGCUUAGGCAAAGCAGAGCUUGGGCAGGGGGCAGAGCGUCAAUGACUUGCCUUAGUCCGUGAUCUGUGAUUGCAUGAAAAUACAGUAGUACAUGCUCUAUACAUAUACCGUCUUUAUAUAAAAGUCAACAUACUGCGUAGAAAACAAAUCAAAAGCAAACAAGCUGAUCGGCAGGUUUCAACAUAAAAAUAUGUUGGCAGAGGUACUGUUGUCUGCAGUGAUUUCUCAUCUGAGCUCUAUAACAUCUAAUAUGUCCCAAGGGAAGCUCUUAGCAGGCCAAAAAUAUUUUUUACACAAAGCCAAUUAAUUUCAAACAGCUGAGAAUGCAUCUCUGGCCAUCUAAGAUUGUAGAGCUUCUGGGGCCUAGGCAGACCCUGGACCCUUGCCUGAUGUUCUGUGAUAGUCUGACCCCUCUAUCACUCUCCGCUAGAUCCACCCUUGUGUAUACAUGUAUACUACAGCUGCUUUGAGUUUCAGCUGCCAGAUGUCAAAAAACAAAUAUAUACUUUCACAAGUGUUGCUUCAGUGUUAUUCAACAUUCACCCUGAUAUUAUUUUUAAAUAUUGCAAAUGUGGUGCAGACCAUAAAUCCUUCACUCAACACUUACCGCAUUAAAUGUAUUUAAAAUCUAUUCACACCAUGAAUUUUAUUUAAAACACUUGCGCUGCACCUACAUUUGCACUUAUGUACUUGUACAUAGUCUUUGCAAAUGGCAGUUUUUUGACGUAUUAUGGUUUAGCCUAUUAGAUCUGUGCAUUUUUUGCCCACAAUACUUGUACUAUCAACUUUAAUCAGUUAUCUAGAUUUACCUAAGUAUGAACUCCUAAGUUUGCGUGGAGUUUGAUUUGCUUUGGAGAUCCUGUCUUUAAUACUAUUGUUUCAAUGUAUUUCUUUGACCAUACUCCUCUUUAAUAGAUCCUCUCCAGAUUACUGUCCCUUUAAAACCUCUAUGUUCAAGGCUCUCUUCAAAGCCUAUCUACUGGCCCUGCUAGCACAGUUGUGUUUAUUGGGGAUUUGUGUGCCUUACAUACAGUGUUGUUUUGUUCACAGUUUAUAGUACACAACAUACAGUCUGCUCAGGAUGUUAAUCUGCCUGAGAACAAAAGGUGUCGAAUUUUGGUAUACUGAGAUUUGUAUGCCACUGUACAUGUGUGUGAGAAGCUAAAGUUUGGAAGAUUAGUUUUGUAAUCUAGUCCAACGAAGCAGUAAUUUGUAAUAUACAUAUAUUUGCAUAUACGACUGGAGAGAAAACCAGCAUUAUAGCUGGAUUUUGGCCCUCAGCGACUGUAUUGAUGUGAUGCUCCUGGUACGCUGACCACUCAGGCUCUGUUAAAAUACAGGUACCUGUCCAUGAAAAGUUGACUGCGAUGAGGUAUACAUGUGUGAGUCGUUACUUGUUUGGAAGCACAAAAAUUCUUACUGUGUAACGUGUACCAUUCUUCAACAUUUUCGUAUGUUUGCAACGUGUUUAUUCAGACAUAUUCUGAAAGCCAAUCCAACCGUUGUAGUUUUGUCUUCAGAAUCAAGUUAUUAAUGUGCAUCCAUUGCACUGAAAGUUGCUCUUUUAUAUAUGUGAAAAGGUUGAGGAGUUUGGGUGCCCUUAAUGGGACGUAUAACUUUUAAUACUGAAUUAAUGAACUUCUAGCACAUUCCAGUAUUAUCUAGUUGAAGAUAAUGUGCCCUCUUUAUACACAGUAUAUAGAAUUAAAUCCACCUCGCUAAGGUGGAUCUUACUUAUACAGCUUCUGGUUUCAUCUACCUUCUCAAGGAAUUGAUCAUAUUGCUCUUCAAGGUCAUCAAAGGUAUUUGAAUACACAUUCUACAAAUUUAUACGGUUUUAAUCCAGUU